Messenger RNA from Oncorhynchus keta (chum salmon), 4352 nucleotides. RefSeq names its product dnaJ homolog subfamily C member 16-like. The transcript is spliced from 16 exons. The record is from RefSeq and is a predicted model, not a curated record. Bases 179 to 2578 code for a protein of 799 amino acids. Lineage: Eukaryota; Metazoa; Chordata; Actinopteri; Salmoniformes; Salmonidae.
CAAGAACUGGCACUCCAGUACAGUAGGUGGCGCUGUAUACAAAUGUGAAGAAGCAGCAGCAUCUGUAAACGUGAACUAGUAUCCAAAAUCAAAUUAUAUCAGUCGACAUGAUGACAAGUUGAUUUUGUGACUGAUUCAGGUUGCAGAUUUAGAGACGUUGGGACAGGGAGGAGAGGAGAUGGGGGGAUUGUGUAGGCCACUCCAGGCCUCUAUGGUCUGGCUGGCCGUUCUCCUUCUGCUGCUGGGGGAGACGGUGAACACAGGCCAGGAGUUUGACCCCUACAGAGUCCUGGGGCUCACCAAGAGCGCCGGUCAAGCAGAGGUCAAGAAGGUGUACAAGAGGCUGGUCAGAGAAUGGCACCCAGACAAGAACAAUGAUCCUGGGGCUGAAGAUAUGUUCAUCAAGAUCACUAAGUCUUAUGAGAUCCUGGGGAAUGUGGAGCGGCGUGCUAACUACGACCGCUACGGACAGAUGGAGGAAAACAAGCAGGGUCAGCACCAGCAGGGCUUCAACCGACACUUCCACAACAGCUUCUAUUUCGACGAGUCAUUCUUCAAUUUCCCUAGGUCAGGCCGGGACUUCUCCGACAGCAAGUAUCUGCUCGACCACGCAGGGUUCAACAGUAAGGUGCUGCCCGACAGCUUCAAGCGGCCCUACCUGAUCAAGAUCACCUCCGAGUGGUGCUUCGCCUGCGUUCACAUCGAGCCAGUCUGGAGGGAGGCAGUACAGGAGCUAGAGCCACUGGGUGUGGGUAUCGGCAUUGUUGACAUUGGUUACGAGCGUCGCCUAGCCAACCAGCUGGGUGUCCAUCGCACGCCAUCCAUUCUGGGUGUGGUCAAUGGUCGAGUGACCGUGUUCCACUACUCCGUGGUCAGAGAACACCUGCGACAGUUUGUAGAAGACCUGCUGCCUCAGAGGCUGGUGGAAAAGGUAACAGAUAAGAACUAUGUGUCCUUCCUGGGCAGCUGGCAUGUUGAGAACAAUCCCAGUGUGUUGCUGUUUGACCAAGUGCCUGCAGUGCCCCUGCUCUACAAGCUCACAGCGUUUGCCUUUAAGGACUAUGUGCGGUUUGGUUACGUGGACCAGGGACUGACAGAGACAUCCAGACUACUGCAUCAGUUCAACAUCAACAGCUAUGCUCCCACAAUGCUGCUGUUCAAGGAGAACACUGAGCAACCUGCUGAUAUUAUACAGGCUAAAGGGAUGAAGAGACAGAUCAUGGAGGAGUUUGUGUCCAACAACAAGUACCUGUGUGUCCCUCGGUUGGUCAACCAGCAUCUGUUCGAUGAGCUCUGCCCCAUCAAGCAGUUCCACCGGCGCAGGAAGUACUGUGUGCUGCUGAUCACUGGUGAGGAGCCAGGGUUUGUCCCUGGUAACCAGGCCUUCCUGACCUUCGCUUCGUCCAACACUAAAGACGUCCUGCGCUUCACAUAUGUCUACCAGAGACAGCAACAACCACUGUGUCAGGCCUUGCUCCACAACCAGGCCCCACUGUUCGCACAGGUGGUGAUACUGGAGAGGCGGAGCCCGGGAGGUAAGGCUGUGUACCGGUCUGUGAUUGGUGGAUGGAACGGCAGUGACGAUGAUAAGACCCGCCUCCACGAGCAGCUGGAGCUCCUGCAGAGGGACCCCUCCUACCUGAGCUAUGACGCCACGCUACCUGAACUAAACAACGAAUUGUCCCCCAUGUUUCUGAUUCAGUGGAUCAAUGCAGCUUACGAUUAUUUCCUUCAAAUCUAUGAUGACCUUCUCUUCUCCAACUGGCGGGAGAUGAUGCCCAUCCUGUCUCUCAUCUUUUCUGCUCUGUUCAUCCUCUUUGGUACUGUCAUCAUCCAGGCCUUCAGUGACUCGGGUGAAGAGAAGCCUCCCCAAAAACCAAAGCCAAAGAACCCACCAAAGACUGAAGACUCACCUGGUAGAGCCAAUACUUCCAGUCGUCCUCCUAAGAAGGACUUUGUGGAGGUGACGGAGCUGACAAACAUCACCUACAUCAGUAACUUGGUCAAGCUGAGACCUGGUCACAUCAACGUGGUCCUAGUCCUCACUGACGCUUCCAAGAAUGCUCUGCUCAGGAAGUACGCCAAAGAGGUUUUCUCCUUCUCCGGGACCCAGACCCUACACUUCUCCUUCCUGAAUGCAGACAAACACAGCCAGUGGAUGCCUUCUCUCUUGGAGUCUUGUCCUACUGCAGCCCGGGUCCUGACCCAUGGAGAGGAGGAGGGAGGAGGAGAGGGGGAUGAAUACUCCUCUCCCUUCUCAGGUCGUCCCAGAGACUUCACAGGCCAUGUUCUGGCACUCAAUGGACACAAGAAGUACUUCUGUCUCUUCAGACCUGUCUUCACUGGGGACACGGACACUGGCGGAGAGAGCUCAAGCUCAUCAUCUUCAUCAUUUGACGAAGGCUCCAGGAGAAAGUCUCGGUCAAGGUCGCGAUCCCAGUCGAGCUCACGUUCAAGGUCCAGGGAGGAGGGGGUUUGUCGGGUAGGGGUGGGAGGGGUGGUGGGCGGGCCUCCAGGGCUACCAGUCUGGAGGUGCACCAUAAGCUGGACAGGCUGGGGCUGUGGAUGGAGAGGCUGAUGGAGGGGACUCUGCCCAGGCACAGUGUCCCUGGCUGGCCUGGGUUGGACACCACCUCCCCAAGCUCCAGCCCCGCUCCCCAGAACUGAGGAACCACACUGGACUGGACCCGACCGGACCCAUAUGAAGUGUAAAUGAGAUUUCUGCAGCUUAAACGUAGCCAGUAGUCAUUAUGCAAAGCCAAUGAAUAAUACAGAAGAUUAAUAUAACCCUAUAAAGUAUACUAACCUUGUCCCAGAUCUGUUUGUGCAUUCUUGCGAAUGCCAACUUCAGAUGUGACAAUGGUCAUAGGAGUUGGUCAGAUGGCACAAACUGAUCCGGGACCAGGCAAGAAACUGAAGCUCCAUUUACCCUAUCACAACAAUCAUUUUUUACUUUAGCUUUAGGGACUGUAGUAGGUGAAGCUUCAAAUGCACUGAUCUUGCCAUUGUCUUUCAUGGUUAACCCGGAAUUAGGGCUUGAGACAAUUGACGUGUUGCACUGACUACUGUAUGUUUAGAUAUUUUGUUGUAAAUAAAAACCAAGGACCCUAUUCAAUAACCACCGGCUCUUAGGAUUUAAAGAAAGGGGGUGGGGGGGCGGUAUAUUAUGUGCAAUUCAGAGGAGGCUGGUGUGGGGUGAGCUAUAGGAGGACAGGCUCAUUCUGAUGGUUGGAAUGGAAUCAAUGGAAUGGAGUCAAGCGUUGUUUCCAUGUGGGGGAGGGGGGGUGGGAUUAUGUAGGUUAGGAUCCAUGUACUGAACAAAAUGAUGUGAAGCAAAAAAAAAAUAUCAUGUACAGUUUUAAACUAGGGUCCUGCUCAAAGGAAUACAUGUUUGAAACAGGAAAAUAACUUGUUUUUGUAGCACAAAUUCAGGUAUGACCUCCCUUUUCACGACAUUUCCUCCUAUUUCAUGCUUACUGAACUUUUACCACAGUAACACUGGACUAGGGUCAGUUUGGCUUAUUCUGUCCUAAUGGUUAGGACUUGGGAGUGAUAAACUGUUCCUAGCUGGUUGAAUAGAGCCCUUGGUGUUCUCUGCUGCUGCUCAGGGCCAGGUCCCCAAGCUGGAGAUCUCCGUACAACUCUUUUUAUAAAUAUUUAUUCCCCUUUGCAGAUCAGGCAGAAAGGUUGAAUCAUCCUUCUGUCUCGUUUCUUUAAUUUUACUUUCGUUUUGAGUCCGUGCCCUUAAAUAUACCGCUAUGGAUUUUAUUGCAUGUCUUUGUCAGAAGAAUAUUCUGUGUUUUGUCACCGUGAGAUUUGCAACGCUCCAUCAACUUUAUUCCACAACUCUUUCCUUCCUGUACCUCAUGAUGUGCUUGUGAACCAGGCUUGUGAUGGUGAGUAAAACCUUGCCUGAGACCUGAAGACUUUGGUUUAGCGGCUUUAGCUUAGCGAGCUAAACAGUCUGUGCUUGAAACCGUAUGGUCCAUGGUUCAAACCCAGUCGGUCACACUUGCACACAAGGUUUGCAUAAGAUGUCCUUUACUUGCAUUCUUGCUACAGAAUGAUUUCCCGCUCGCUAAGUUAAUAGAUAUAAACUACGUAGAUAUUUCACUUUGCCUGCCUUUUUCAUUUGAAUGCGUUUCUCAUGUCCAUGUCCAAUAUUGGUGCUGAUGAGAGAUUUAAUCCAACGUAAAUUUGAGGAGUUGAACUGUUUGGGAGAGUCUGUAGUACUGUAGUCCAUUUUAAACGAUUAGUAUGAAAUGAUGUGAAAUAUAGAAUUAUUUAAUGUGCUGUUAUUUAUUUGAUGUAACUAUGCUUCCUAACAUUAAUAAACAUUUUCUAAAUCUUUA